Molecule: messenger RNA, 2356 nt
Organism: Pteropus alecto (black flying fox)
Lineage: Eukaryota; Metazoa; Chordata; Mammalia; Chiroptera; Pteropodidae
Gene: RASD2
Product: RASD family member 2
Exons: 3
Coding region: 370-1170 (266 amino acids)
Molecular function (GO): GTP binding; GTPase activity
Source: RefSeq, a predicted model, not a curated record
GCCCCAGGCGGGGACCCCGGGAUCAGACGUCCCCGUGCCUCCGGGCACCUGGCUCAGCAGGAGUCCCCCGGGUCCGGGCAGGGCAGGGCCGGCGGCGGCGAGCCGGAGCCCGCCCAGCGCCCAGGCCCCGCCGAGCCCUCAGAACCCACCCAUGGAGCACCAGCUCCCCGUGCACCCUCGCCCGGCUGCGCCCGGCCCAGCGCCCCGCGCGGCGCAGAGGAGGAGCCGGGCGCAGUGACCGGGGAGUCGCCGCAGACCCUGGAAGACUCGGCGGCCGGAGAGGCAGGCUGUUCCCCGCACCUCCAGGCGCUUCCAGGCAGCCCUCCGAGCCGAGCCAGAGGCCGAGCCCGCCAUUCCCAGCCCCGAGCCAUGAUGAAGACCUUCUCCAGCGGGAACUGCACGUUCAGCGUGCCCGCCAAGAACUCGUACCGCAUGGUGGUGCUUGGCGCCUCGAGGGUAGGCAAGAGCUCCAUCGUCUCUCGCUUCCUCAAUGGCCGCUUCGAGGAUCAGUACACGCCCACCAUCGAGGACUUCCACCGGAAGGUCUACAACAUCCGUGGCGACAUGUACCAGCUGGACAUCCUGGACACGUCUGGCAACCACCCCUUCCCCGCCAUGCGCAGGCUCUCCAUCCUCACAGGCGACGUCUUCAUCCUGGUGUUCAGCCUGGAUAACCGGGAGUCCUUCGACGAGGUCAAGCGCCUCCAGAAGCAGAUCCUAGAGGUCAAGUCCUGCCUGAAGAACAAGACCAAGGAGGUGGGGGAGCUGCCCAUGGUCAUCUGCGGCAACAAGAACGACCACAGCGAGCUGUGCCGCCAGGUGGCCGCCACCGAGGCCGAGCUGCUGGUGUCGGGGGACGAGAACUGCGCCUACUUCGAGGUGUCGGCUAAGAAAAACACCAACGUGGACGAGAUGUUCUACGUGCUCUUCAGCAUGGCCAAGCUGCCGCACGAGAUGAGCCCGGCCCUGCACCGCAAGAUCUCGGUGCAGUAUGGCGACACCUUCCACCCCCGGCCCUUCUGCAUGCGCCGCGUCAAGGAGACAGACGCCUACGGCAUGGUCUCGCCCUUCGCCCGCCGCCCCAGCGUCAACAGUGACCUCAAGUACAUCAAGGCCAAGGUCCUGCGGGAGGGCCAGGCCCGAGAGCGGGACAAAUGCACCAUCCAGUGAGCGGGAGGGACGCUGGGGUGGGGCUUGGGCAGUGCCUUACGGGAGAUGGCGCCAGAUGCCCGCAUCCCCCCGACGAGACCCCAGUGGCAUCGCGUUCGAAGACCUUUGGUGCCAGACUGGAGCGCCCCGGCCGCUAACCUCCGUACCUUCUGCCUUCUUGCCACAUCCCGCUGAUUCCUCUUUCCCCCGUGGGCCCAGCAUCUCCGUUCGGGGCUGGAUCUCCAAAGGGCAGGAGACAAAGUUGGGAGACACUUGGACUUCUGCAGGGACCCACGUCGGAGUCUUCCUGUCCCUAGGGUAUAAGAAACGCUGGUGCCAGAGGGACCAGGACCCCUGCACCCGACCGAACCUCCUGGAACAGUAACAGGAUGAAAACAGCACCCAGAGCUGAUGGGAAAGGGCUCCACUGUCCUGGCGUGACACCCAGCUUGGUUUAGGUGGCAGCUGGGAGACCCCUCCCCCCAAUCCUCAAACUUUUGGCCUCUGCUCAGCUAUUUCUACCCUGGCCUAUCAAGGUGACCCCUGGCUGUCCCUGAAAUCGAGCCAGGAGCAUCCAUGUGUUUGAAGGGGACGUGGCCACGUCUCCUGGACCACGUCCAUCCCCUGGACCAUGUCCAUCUCCUGGACCGCCCUCCUCCUCCCUCAGCCUCCCCUCCCAGGUUCCUCCCAUCUGCUGGUUGUGCUUUGUUGUUACAGCUGUCUUCGUGUCGUGUGUAGUGGUAGAAAUGGAAAUCCUUGUACUGUAAAAGCCUAGUGACCCCUCGUUGGCCAGGCUCCCACUCAGUUCAGAUCCACGGCUUCCGCUGGGGACACUCUCCUCCCCUGCUCUCAGAUGGGGGUCCCGUGGCCUGUCUGCAGCUGGACACUGCCCUCCGUAUGAGCUUUACAGUUUACACUCACACAGGUGGGCCAGGCCACUGGGGCUGUUGCUUCUCCUGCCCCUGUGUCACAGAGGAGGCGGCCGGGACUCAGAGGGGGAAGUGACAUGCCCCAGCCCUGCCCGCUUCUCCCCCUCCAGCUAGUUCAGGACAGAACUCUUCCUAGAACCAGGCUGCCCAUGACUGUGCUCGUUCCUCAAGCAUUUAUUGAGCACCUGCUGGGUGCUGGGUCCACUGUGUGCUAGGAAACAAAGAGGAGGAACGAUGGGCUCUGUGCCCCUAAGGCCGGGGCCUUCUCCAGCCCUGGC